CAUAAUUAUGUUGUGCAACACGCACAAUGAAGGAGCAACGCGUAGAAAUCUCGCGAGAGAAAUCUAGGGUUACCUUACAGACACGACGUUAGGUACUUUUAUGUUGAAGGAUUAAAGCGGAAGUCGUGUGGUGUGAUGUAACUUGUCAGAUUCCUAAACAAGUAACGGAACCGGGCACAAAGUUGUUUUCUCUAAACCCAAUAACUUAUGGCUGACGCGCUGUGAUUGGAAACGAUUCGUUGUGUGUUGUGUUUGAGAGGAAGAUGAGUUAGUGUAACUUUACCUGGACGCCAAACUUUAUUUCAGUGUGCGUCAUGACUUCAAACACAGGCCGACUGACAGAGGGACAGUCCUGGACCGUUACCAUCCAUGAAACUAACUGAAGAUAAAUGGAGACGGAAUAACACUUCAUAACACGGAGGACAUGAAUUUCGGUGUCCCCGCUAGUUCGCUGCUGCUGCUCCGUGCCUGCGAUGAGGGGGAUUAUGAAACGGCCCGGAGCAUCCUGGAGCCCGGAGCCCCGAAGGAGUCCGGGCGGCAGAGCAGGCUGCGGUCAGAAGCGGGGUCGGAGUGCACCUCCGCCGCGGACAUGUUGUCUCUGGUGCCGGUGGACUGCACGGACGAGGAGGGCAACACCGCCCUGCAGUUUGCCUCGGCCAGCGGGCAUGAAAACCUGGUGCGGUGUUUGCUACGAAAGGGGGCCUCGGUGGACAGCCGCAACAACUACGGCUGGACCCCGCUGAUGCAGGCUGCAAGGUUCGGUCACCUGACUGUUGCCCACAUACUCCUAGAGAAUGGGGCCGAGAUUAACGGACGAAACAGGCUGGGUGCAAGUGUCCUGACUAUGGCUGCUCGUGGGGGACACACCCAUGUAGUGAAACUACUCCUGGAGAGCGGGGCAUACGUCGAUGACUACGAUCAUCUGGCUGUUGCUGCAGAGGCCGUCUCCAAUGGCAACAACAACAACAGCUGCAGCGCGGCUGGUUUUGGAGGUGGUGAAGGUUGUGCAGGAGGAGGUGGCGGCAGAGAAUUCAUGGACAUCACAGCCCUGAUGGUGGCGUCUCAGCACGGCCACGAGGCUGCGGUGCGCCUGCUGCUAGAGUGGGGCUCUGAUGUCAACUUUUCCCAGAAGACCACUGGCUGGGGACCACUGAUGGUGGCCACCCUCAGUGGGAAGGUGGCUGUGGCUCAGCAGCUGGUGGAGCGGGGAGCUGACCCAGACCGGGUCAAUGUACUGUCCAAGACGGCUUUUGAGCUAGCCAUGCAGCUAAAACAGAGAGACGUCAAGGCUUAUCUUGACUCCAUCACUACUGUCCGACCACAGACAGACGACGAGAGAAGAAGACCAGAUGUGUUCAGUGCCCUCAAGUUGGGGAAUUCCCAGCUAGUCAAAGAGAUCUUGGAGGAGGAUCCCACUCAGGUGAAUUCAUCCAAUCAGGAGGGAGCGUCACCUCUCAUGAUGGCAGCAGUGAGCGGUCAGUUAGAGGUGGUGCAGCUGAUGGUGGAGAAGAACGCUGACAUAGACAAACAAGACGGUGUCCACGGUUGGACCGCUUUAAUGCAGGCCACCUAUCAUGGUAAUAAAGAUAUUGUCAAGUACCUGUUGAGUCAAGGGGCUGAUGUCAACCUGCGAGCUAAGAACGGAUACACAGCCUUUGAUUUGGUCAUGCUGCUAAACGACCCAGACACUGAGUUGGUGCGUCUGUUAGCGUCAGUGUGUAUGCAAGUAGAUAAGGAUAAGUCCAAGCGCCGUGGCAGAACUUCACUGACGCGCUCCAAAAGCCGACACUCCCUCAACAACGUCCCUGUGCCACCUGACGACAAAGGAGGCCUUAAGUCCUGGUGGAGCAGGAUGUCUAAUCGAUUCCGGCGGCUCAAGUUGACUCACACUCUGAGACACGGCCUUUCCUCCAAUCGCCUGGCUCCGUUUCCAGACGAUGCUGAACCUUCCUUGGACGCCACAAUGAAGGCAAAUAUGAAGCCCGCUGGAGCGUCUAACGGGGCGCUGGCACCAACCCCUGCCUUGGGAGGGAAUGACAUCAGCACUGCCUGGGCAGUUAAGAGCAAAGAUACUGGUCUUUGCAGGACAUCUUCAGAAAAGGAGGACUUUCUAAUAACCACAAUGCUUAGAAGUGGUGCCCCCCUGACCCGGUUGCCCAAUGACAAGCUGAAAGCAGUGAUCCCUCCCUUCCUCCCUCCGUCCAACUUUGAACCGUGGAACUCAGACCGUUCGCGCCUCCUCAGGGAGGGAAAGAGUGAAGCGCCCCGCCUCCCUAUGCCACCCCAGAGGAAGCUAAACAGCAGUGGAAACUCAGAUAUUACGUCUAUCAGUCGUGUGGUUAGCAGGUCCAUUAAGUUUCCCAGCAUCCCCAAGGGGCCCUCCUCCUCCUCUCCGUCCAACUCUGGUCACUACCACUCCCCCCACUCCUCCGGAGGCUCCAAUGGAGUCGCAGGACUCAACCGGGACUCUCACAACCGUUCAGGGGGCAGUGCAGACAGUGUUCUCUCCCAGAUAGCAGCCCAAAGGAAGAGAGCAGCGGGCCUGAUAGACGUGAAGGCUCAAGCUCCAGAGAAACAGCACAGCCAGACACAGAGCCCACCUCCACUUCCAGCCUCAGCACCUGGCCUGCCGCUGCCUGACAUCAGCCUCCCUGAUAUCCACUCCCACCCCAGCCUGGUGGCCUCCGACAUCCACUCGAGACGGAAGAUAGAGUUGAAUAAGAGACCUCAGUCAGGGAAUUCCUCCACCUCCAAGAGCACGUCGCCCACUCUAACCCCAUCUCCUUCCCCAACGCCCAAGCCUCCUGCUGGGGCAGGAGACUCUCUGUCUUCAGCCUCGUCCCAUCCUCGCUCCAAGAGCAGUGGUGGCUCCAGUAGUGGAACCAUCACAGAUGAAGAUGAGCUGUCAAGUAUCUUGAAGAAACUGUCGCUUGAGAAAUACCAGCCCAUAUUUGAAGAACAGGAGGUGGACAUGGAGGCAUUCCUCACUCUGACAGAUGGAGACCUGAAGGAGCUGGGCAUUAAAACAGACGGACCCAGACAACAGAUCUUGGCUGCCAUAUCAGAGCUCAAUGCUGGGAAGGGCCGAGAAAGGCAGAUCCUUCAAGAGACCAUCCAUAACUUCCAGUCUUCCUUCGGUAGCAGUGCUAGUAACCCAAGACAACCAGGACAACCACGCUCUCCAACUAGUUGGAUGAGACACCAGGUUCGUUCCUCCAACAAGAGGUAACCCAGCAGCGCUGAUGAGCACCACCUUUCCAGGAAGUACACCAAAGGUACUUAAAAUAAGAGUAAAAUGCCAGUGACCUGUAGCCAAGGCACAAAUAAAAUGUCUUCUGGACACCAGUGUCCCAGACCACUAGAGGUGUUGGUGCAAGAGGACGCUGCAGCAAAACGACCAACCAGGCCCUGAUAAACCGCCUGUAUAGGACCCUCCAGGACAACACCGCAUAAAAGUGUUCCUCUUAUGGAUCCUAAAGCAAGGGAGGGUGUCACAGAGCUGGCUGAGUCCAGUCCCCUGCUGCUAUUUUACACGUGAUGUGCGGCAAACGAUGUUUUUUUUGCCAUAGUGAUGAUGCAGUUGCCAUAUCUACUGCUACAGAGUGGAUAAAAGAGCAGGAAGUAGCGAAAGACAAUAAGAUCAAAUACACAGCACAGGGAGAGUGAGAGAGAAAAAAAGAGAUUUUUUAUUUUAACGGAAUGAAUGCAAAAUAAUGUAAAUGUGUUGCAAGAGAGAGAUUAUGAAUAUAACAUGAAUAAAGUAGCCAGAGAGACUGUGACUGAGACUUAAAAGCAGUUGUAAGGACUAAAAGGCUGCACUGAUGAGGAAAGCAAACAGAGGAAGAGAAAGGAACAUUAGCUAAGCAGCAUCCAGUCUACUGGACUGCCUUUACUAGUGUGUUUGUCUUGAAUUUAUGGACCACUAUGUAAACAGAUGAUUUCUAGUCAGGACUGUGCUGACAUGAAUAAAUAAACAUGAUGAUGAUGCAAUAAGUAAAUGUUUUUUUUAACCGUUUAAUAUCUUACUGGAUUUGAGAUGAAAAGACGUUGGCAAAAACAUUUCAGGAGCAUUUUAUGAGCAGUAUAAAUUUUGUUUGAAAGAGGUGCAUUGAGCAAUAGUUUCCACUGGGCCUGUUCUGUGUUUUCCCAUCUGGCUCCACCAUUAAAUGGCCCGUCUGCAUGCAGACAGAGGGAGCGCUACAUCAUUCCCAAAUAUCAGUUGCUUGUAAUCCAUGUCUUAAAUUCAGAGCAUGAGCAGUGUUCAGGAUGUAUCAGGAUCUGUUAAAUAUGAUAUUUGAACUAUAAAUCAUCAACACUGAGAUCAUGUCCUGUUUUGGCUGUAUCUGCAUGUUGUGUACUGUGUGUGAGAAAACAUGUAAAAAAUUAAAAUAUGUGCCUAGAAUUAAAUACUGCAGGAUGAAGUAAGCUGAAUACAAAUUGCAUUCAGUGGUGCCCACUUUUAAUAGUUGGAAAACAAGUUUCAGAUCCAGGUUUGCUGUGUGUAUAAACAAAUAAACCUUCUGUGCCGUC
Messenger RNA from Thunnus maccoyii (southern bluefin tuna), 4530 nucleotides. Its product is annotated as ankyrin repeat and SAM domain-containing protein 6-like. NCBI's taxonomy places the organism in Eukaryota, Metazoa, Chordata, Actinopteri, Scombriformes, Scombridae. The coding region runs from base 425 to 3229 and encodes 934 amino acids. Gene Ontology annotation, cellular component: cytoplasm. Gene Ontology annotation, molecular function: protein binding. Gene Ontology annotation, biological process: innate immune response. The transcript is spliced from 18 exons. The record is from RefSeq and is a predicted model, not a curated record.